AUGGCCAUGGACGAAACCCAACCUUUGCUAAGAAGUACCAUCCAGGCCCAGCAAGGCCCGGACAAGGCCGCUCACCCAACAGACAUUGUCGAUUUCGACCCCAACGGCGACCCGGAAAAUCCCAGAGAUUGGCCGACUGCCUACAAAUGGGGGAUUGUGGCUUUACUGGCUUUCAUGGCCUUCACAGUGACUUUCACAUGCAUAUCUGUCGUGCCGGUUGCAAACCGGAUCGUGUACGACCUCGACGGCACAAACAGCAAGUCGGCCAGCGUCCUCCUGGUGACGAUAUGGGAGUUUGGCGAGGCAUUCGGGCCCCUCGUGCUCGCGCCGCUGUCUGAGUCGCUUGGGAGAUACCCAGUCUUCAACGUCGCCAACGUCCUCUUCAUCUCCGCCACGGUGCUGGCGGCGUUGUGCCAAAGCACGCCGCUCUUCAUCGCCGCGCGGGCACUGACCGGUGUCGCGGUCGCUUCGAACGUGCUCAACCCGGCCAUCGUGGGCGACAUGUUCGUGUCGGAACAGCGCGGCUCGGCCAUGAGUUUCAUCAUGCUGGCGCCCCUGUUGGGAGGCGCCAUCGGCCCUGCCAUUGCCGGCGCCAUUGCCGAGACGUUGGGCUGGCGCCAGGUCCUCUGGGUGGGCGUUGCCUUGGCCAGCGCGUGCGAAGUCGCAUUCCUCACGUGUUUCCGCGAGACGUACAAAGUCGCCAUCCUCAACCGGAGAGUCGCCCGGCUGAGGAAAGAGACGGGCAAUCUCGCGUUGCGCACGGCGGUCGACGUGGACGACGCCGAAGCGGACGUGAAGCGAACCACCAAGCUGUGGGACUCGGUCUUGCGGCCCUUUGUCGUCUUCUUCGACUCGGGCGUGCUGCAGGCCAUGUCCUUAUUUGGAUCUUUGGUCUUCACCUAUUUCUACGUCAUGUCGACGACGCUGCCGGAUAUCUUGGAGGGGAUUUACGGUCUUUCACCCGCAUUGACUGGAUUCACGUUCAUCAGUUUCAGUGUCGGAUCCGUCAUCAGCGUCAUCAUCUGCAACCUCUUCCUCGACCGAAUCUACAUCCGACUGCGCGACGCCGCCGCCGCCAAGAAGGGCUUCUCGUCGUCAUCAUCCGAAGGACAACCAGAGUACCGGCUCCCGCUCGCCAUCAUCGGCGGCUUCACGCUCCCCUUCAUGGUCGCCCUGUACGGCUGGGCGGCCGAACUCCGCCUCCCGCUGCCCGUCCUGAUCCUCGUCCUCGUGCUGCUCGGAAACGCGUUGAUGCUGGGCUUCAUCCCGCUCAUGGCCUACGUGGUCGACGCGUUCAAGCUGUAUUCCGCCAGCGCCAUGACCGCGCUGAUUGUCACGAGGUGCCUGAUGGGCACGUUUUUGCCGCUUGGCGUCGAGCCGCUCGUCAAGGCCAUGGGAUACGGUUGGGGUUUCAGCAUCUUGUGUGCGCUGAGUCUUCUGACCGCGCCGAUCCCCGUCUUCAUCUACCGUUAUGGUGCAAAGUGGAGGAGAAUGUGUCCCUAUACGGAACCGGAGAACUAA
This is a messenger RNA of Fonsecaea multimorphosa CBS 102226, 1521 nucleotides long. RefSeq lists its product as uncharacterized. The record is from RefSeq and is a predicted model, not a curated record. NCBI's taxonomy places the organism in Eukaryota, Fungi, Ascomycota, Eurotiomycetes, Chaetothyriales, Herpotrichiellaceae. Gene Ontology annotation, molecular function: transmembrane transporter activity. The transcript is spliced from 3 exons. The coding region runs from base 1 to 1521 and encodes 506 amino acids. Gene Ontology annotation, biological process: transmembrane transport.